GUUCUCUGGCCACGAUUACUUGGUGGGGUCAAGACUGAUUACUUUGUUCAGCUAGCCUAGAUCUAACAAAAACAUCAAAUAUGGCUGCUGGUUACCAGCUACCUGCCGAUUAUGGCUAUAUUGCACUUGUUGUAGCAGAGAGUUGGAUUUUACUAAAUUACUUAGGGUUUCAAGUAAUGAAAGCAAGAAAGAAGUAUGAUGUACAGUAUCCAAAGUUAUAUAGUGAAACCAGCAAUGAGUUCAACUGUAUACAGCGUGCUCAUCAAAACACGCUGGAAGUGUAUCCGCAAUUUUUGGCUUUCCUUUUACUUGGAGGACUUCAGUUGCCUAGACUGAGUGCUGUACUUGGCAACAUAUGGCUUGUCAGCAGAGUGGUCUAUGCUCAUGGCUACUACACAUUUGAUCCAAGCAAAAGAAAUCGUGGUGCCUUCGGUUACAUUGGCCUUUUGGGCCUGCUGGUGAACACUGUCCUGUUUGGUUUGAACUCCACUGGAUUCAUUUAAACAUUUGCUUAAUUAUCAUUUAGGGCAAUACAUUUUCUUGUUAUAGAAACAACUAUCAUUUAGGGCAAUACACUUUCUUGUUAUAGAAACAUAAUUUAUCUUUUUCUAACACAUUAUUUUGUACCUACCUAACUCAAGAGCAAUACAUACAUGUCAGAUGUGUUAAUUGAAUGACUUUUGUAGUUUCAAUGUUGAUAAUCACUUAUUCUGAUUUCAGAAAUAAUUAUACUUUGCGAUUGUCAUUUAUUUUUUUGUAGUAAUUUUUUGGUUUGUAAUUCAUUGUUGAUACUAACAUCACUUUUUUUUCUUGUGUCUUAACUUUAAUCAUGACACUUACAUCACUACUUACAUUUUAAGCCUUAUUGUAAACAUAUUAAUUAUUUGUAUUGUUUCCUUGCUGUGUUUAGAUUUUUUAUUUAAAACAAUAUUUUGUGCCAUGGUAAAGCUCUUAAGCUAUAUCAUAGGGACUAGUUCAGAACGGGCCAAAUAAAGCUUUCUGUUAAUGCUGUAUGUACAUUGUAAUACAUUUUUGUAGUAAAACUAAGAGAAAAA
This is a messenger RNA of Biomphalaria glabrata, 1055 nucleotides long. Its product is annotated as microsomal glutathione S-transferase 3-like. Gene Ontology annotation, molecular function: glutathione peroxidase activity; glutathione transferase activity. The record is from RefSeq and is a predicted model, not a curated record. Gene Ontology annotation, cellular component: endoplasmic reticulum; membrane; nuclear envelope. The coding region runs from base 81 to 503 and encodes 140 amino acids. The transcript is spliced from 5 exons. NCBI's taxonomy places the organism in Eukaryota, Metazoa, Mollusca, Gastropoda, Planorbidae.